CGGCGAUGACGUCACGCCGUCUCUCGUCGUUUGUGUGUUUAUUAUGUGGUUUUUAAGGAGCAGCUGCUAACUAAGUAGCAUUGAGCCUCGCCUUCAAACAUGCUCUGAUUUACACAGCUGGCAGGUUUGGAGGACAGAGAUGGCAGUGUGUGCACUGACCAUGCUGGAUGGGAUGGAGGAGGAGGUCACAGCAGCAGGCGGUGUGUUGCUCCUGGUCCUGGCCCUCGUCUUUGCUUGGCUUUCAACUCACGUGGCCGACCGGGGAGACCACAUCCUGGGCACCAUCCUCACCGUGGGCGCUCACGCCUCUCUGAUCGGACUGGGAGGCCACGAAAGCUACAGCGGAGGGUCUCCCAGCGCUGACGCUCCCGAACAGCAGACACCUCCGCCCUCUCAGGAGAACAAGCCAGAUGACGGCGAGCCGGGGACUGAGAGAGGAGAGGGGGAGGGGACUGGGGAGGGAGCCGAGGGGGUUAGGAUGGAUCUCCUGCUGGACAUACAGAGCAAACAACCACAGGCUGGAAGAUUGCAUACAUCAGAUGAGGAGGAUGAGGAGGAUGAUGAUGAUGAUGAUGAUGAUGAUGAGGAGGAACUGGAGGAGGAAGACAAAAAGAUUAUAAAGCAUAUUCCAGUGUUGUCCAGCACCAUCUCCCCCACUACUACUGCCACUUCCAUCUCUGUCCGUCUCAAGUAUUUAAAUGACACGGAGGAGGUAGCUGUGGUGGAGCCACAGGAUACAGUGGGAAUACUGAAAAGUAAAUACUUCUCAGGUCGGGAACAUCAAAUAAAACUCAUCUACCAAGGGCAGUUGCUGCAGGACCCCAAGAAGACUCUGUUUUCCCUAAACAUCACACACAACAGCGUGAUCCACUGCCACAUCUCCCAGGCCCUGCACGAGGCUACUCCAGAGGAAGGGGCUCAGCCUGGGGCCGGAGCAGGAGUCGGGUCUGGGGUCUCUGGAGGAUUCAGGGCUGCGGGUGUGGCCAUCAGCACCAGCAGCCUGGUGGUGCCUGUGUUCGUGGUGAUACUGGCUGUGGUGUGGUACUUCCGCAUCAACUACAGGCAGUUCUUCACCGCCCCUGCGACCAUCUCCCUAGUGGGAGUCACUGUGUUCUUCAGCUUUCUGAUAUUUGGGAUGCACAGCCGCUAAAAAGGCAGAGAGAGGGCACACACUUACGGCUGAAUGUUGUGGUGUAAAAUAAAAAUAACUACAGCAGUGGGCGGUGCCUGGAGAGACAGACUUAUCAAAACAGGGCUUUGUGCAGAUUCCAUAGCUGAUUGGAUCCCUGCAGAGUGUGUGAGCGUGUGUGUGUGUGGGUGGUAGGUGAGCCUGUUUGUGCAUGUACCAAGAUAAAAACAGAUGAGUGAUUGUACAGUAUAUGUGGAGUAAAUAAUAAUCCGCAGUGAGUGAAGUUCAGGUGAAACUGAACCGUACUCCUCUCCAAACAUGACUUAGUGGUCCACGCCAUGUUUAAACACUCUGGCUUUAUCUCGUCCGCUCUUGUAUCGUCGCUAAAGAUUCAUGAUGCUGUUUUUUUUGUCUGUCUUUGUUUUUUAGGCCACUGUUUGUGUUUUAAAAAAGUAAAAAUAACUGAUAGAUGCAAAAAUCUUUUGGAACCACUCACUGUUGUGCUGUGUGUGCCAGUUUAUCUACCAUUACAUUGUGUUAUUUGAAGGAGUCGAUCUCUAUGUAAGCAAAUACAGACUGUGCAGUUGCCUCUGUGCUAGGCUGACAAUUCCCAACAUUUUGUUGCUCAGAAACUGCUUUUUAGAAAUAGGCUAAUUUAAAUAAUCACUAGACAUGAAAAUAGACACUUUUUGAGAAGAUAUUGUAAAUAUAUUGUGUAUUUUCUGUAAAUAAAAUGAUAGAAUGAAUCAGAUGAACCUGCAUCUGGCACUUAAAGAUUUGGAGGGGGACAUUGAACCCUCCUGAUUAUGCUGGACUGCUCUGGCUUCAGUGAUGUCUCAAAUUAAAGCAUUUCAAACCAAA
Epinephelus lanceolatus (giant grouper) is the source of this 1990-nucleotide messenger RNA. It is a transcript of the gene tmub2, whose product is annotated as transmembrane and ubiquitin-like domain containing 2. The record is from RefSeq and is a predicted model, not a curated record. Gene Ontology annotation, biological process: ERAD pathway. Lineage: Eukaryota; Metazoa; Chordata; Actinopteri; Perciformes; Serranidae. Gene Ontology annotation, molecular function: protein binding.